CCAAGCUGCAAAAAGCAGAUUUAGUUUCUUUUGCAGAUGGUCUAUGAGUCUCAUGUGGCAUCAUAUUAAAUUAUAUAGGCAGUCAGUCGCUUGUUCUGAAGCGAUGCUCUGAGCCGAGAGUUGUGAUGUGCUUGGACCAUUCUGUUGGAAAACAGGCUCUAAAGCUAAAACAGCUCCUCUGAAGAGCAGCAGCAGAGGGGCCUGCCAGGAGCUUCCAACACCUCAAGGACUGCAGUUCCCCCUGGGAUGCACUAUGAGGGUGGCCCAGCGACCCUAUGAUGGGCUGUGGAGCAUUUUGCCCUAAAGUGUCUGAAUUACAGGAAGAAGGAAUAAAUGCCAUUAACUUACCUCUCAGUCCCAUUCCAUUUGAACUAGACCCCGAGGACACUAUGCUAGAGGAAAAUGAAGUCCGAACAAUGGUUGAUCCAAAUUCAAGAAAUGAUCCAAAAUUACAGGAACUAAUGAAGGUAUUAAUUGACUGGAUUAAUGAUGUGUUGGUAGGAGAGAGGAUUAUUGUGAAAGACUUGGCUGAAGACCUGUAUGAUGGACAAGUAUUGCAGAAAUUAUUUGAGAAGCUUGAAAGUGAGAAGCUGAAUGUUGCAGAAGUUACUCAGUCUGAAAUUGCUCAGAAACAGAAGCUACAGACAGUGCUUGAAAAGAUCAAUGAAACCCUUAAACUCCCUCCAAGAAGCAUUAAGUGGAAUGUUGACUCUGUUCAUGCUAAAAGUCUCGUAGCGAUACUUCAUCUUCUGGUUGCAUUAUCUCAGUAUUUUCGAGCACCGAUCCGACUCCCUGAUCAUGUGUCCAUUCAGGUGGUUGUUGUGCAGAAACGAGAAGGAAUCCUCCAGUCUCGACAAAUCCAAGAGGAAAUAACUGGUAACACUGAGGCGUUAUCAGGCAGGCAUGAAAGAGAUGCAUUCGACACUUUAUUUGACCAUGCUCCAGACAAGCUCAAUGUAGUGAAAAAGACUCUCAUCACCUUUGUGAACAAGCAUCUGAAUAAACUGAAUUUGGAGGUGACUGAACUGGACACGCAGUUUGCAGAUGGAGUGUACUUAGUCCUGCUUAUGGGUCUCCUGGAAGGCUAUUUUGUUCCUCUGCACAGCUUUUUCUUGACUCCCGAUAGUUUUGAACAAAAGGUCGUCAAUGUAUCUUUUGCGUUUGAGCUCAUGCAGGAUGGUGGAUUGGAAAAACCAAAGCCAAGACCAGAAGAUAUUGUAAAUUGUGACUUGAAGUCUACGCUGAGAGUACUGUACAAUUUGUUUUCCAAAUACAGGAACGUGGAGUGAAGAAUUGAUUUGGGUCACAAAGGAGUGUUAACAAAAAAAGCAUCAUAACUAGCAUAUCUUUCCUCAGUAUUCCUCUGCACCUCUAUCCUGAAAGGAGCUAAACCAUUUACCUGAAGAACUUCUAAUUGAUUAUUCUGGCAUUACUAUUUUCAUAGUAGAUUUAAAACUGUACAACUUAUAAAGGAAAAAGGUUUGGAGGAAGGUAUUUGGGUAUAUUCUGGGAGAAUUCAUGUCUCGGUUGUCUUCACUGUUUUUUAUAGGUGAAGCAACAAUAAAAAAACUUUUGUAAGUUAAAUUCAAAUCAGCCUUUGGAGCCAAUCAUAGGAAUAUUCUGUAGUGAGUACUUUAAUAAUUUUUACAUAUAUCUUUUUUUAAUCUGGGAAGGGGAAGAAUAUUUUCUAUGCAUGAUAAGACAGUUCCAUUCUAAUUGUGAGGAAUGUGCAUAGGGAGAAACAGCUAAAUACACCUGUUCACAUGACAGCUAAAAAGAAGAAACUUAGCCUGAUGAAUAUAUAGUUCCAGUGCUAUUAUUAGGCUUUCAUUUUCUGGGUACAAACUGAAGUGGCUACUCAUUCCUUCAAACUUAUUAAAAUGUGAUACUUUGCUUUCAAUAUAUGCAAUUGAGCAUUCCACAGAAGUACACUUUGCAGCUUGUCACUUCUUUUUGUUCAAGGCAGAGAUCUUUUUUGCAAGGAACGCUUUUCAGGAAGAGACACCUGUAUAAUAUAGUUUUUCUAUAAUAUUUCUAUUAUUACAUAGUAUUAGAAAGUAGAAGAAUGGCUUGUUUUUAUUUUGGCAGCUUAAUCACAGAAUUAUCAGAUUGCAAGUUUAGAUUGGUUGCUAAACAGAACUUAGAACUGUCCCUUUGGUUGAUUUUAUGAUGAAUGUAUUUUGCUGCAUAAUCUUCAAGACAAAAAAAUGAGAUUCAUUUUCUAGAAAUGGUCAAAACUACUCCCAUCUGCAAAGAUUCCAUUACAGUGUAAAGUUAUUUGGCGAUUUUACAUGUCUACAAAGAUUUUUUUAUUUGAUUACCACCAAUUCUAAGCUGUUACCUGUUUGGUUUUAGCUUUAGCAAAGACACAAAAGGGAAAUGGGAGUUAAUUCUUCCCUUAGAGUGGUACCAAGCACCAGUUAUGCUUCCAGAAGAAGCUGGUAGAGACUGCCUGGAUCACUUCCGAAACAAAGCGUUCCAUUGCAGCCACAAAUUCUUGGGAUCCUGGGUUACACACUCAUGAAAAAAAUCCUUAGGCAGAGAUUCCUAGAUAACUCUUCAGAAAUCUUUGGAGUGCAGGAGGGAGAGUUGUUAACAGCCGUCCAAUGAUGGCAGAGCUGGCUUAGGUAAAAGGAAAAGCAAUGUCAGUUCUUCAGUCUUUCGUCAGGAGAAAGGCAGUGCUGGCAAGAACAGUCAAUAGCAGCUGGAUGUUACUUAUGAUGUAAAGCAUUACAUAGUUUUCAGUUUUCCAGGGCUUUUUUUUUUUUUAUGUAGAGCUUUCCAGUACAACAUUAGCACAGAGGGAACUCCAGCAAUUACUUUGUCCUUGGUAAAUACCAACUAAUGUUUGUAAUGUAAGGUGAUACUGACUUCUGCUGGGGGGCUACAAAAUUAUUUUUCUGAGAAAUAAUAUGAACUUUUUCAAGGGGAAGUCAGUAUUCAAUCCAAAGGACAGUAUCUGAAUGUUCUCUGAACUCAGAAAUUACCUGAUUGUUAUAAGCACUCUAAAUAUCUUUAUUAAAAUAUUUUCUUACCUCUGUAUUUUUAACUGAGUUUCUGAAAUUAGAGGUACAGAAAACAACAGUUAUUUGCCUUUUACAGGGAGAAAUAACUGGACAUUUUGACCUCAGUGAGAAUGAACAUUUUCAUUAUAUCUUUAAUAUCUGAGAAGCUAAACAAUAGGAAUUAACCAAACAUUUUUGAGCAAACUGAGACGGAACUUCUCAUGUAUAUAGCAGCAGCAAUUUCAGCUUAUUUUAAUGUUUAACAUGCAACUUCUUCAUUUGCACACCUAAUAGUAAUUGUCAUAGCUAAUUAAAAAAUGUAUGAUGUUUUUUCUGCAGACCCUGCUCAGCUUUUUACAUUUCGACAGUGCCGAAAGAUUUUGAUUGCCUUUGUUUUCAUGAAUGCAUUUUCUUUAAAGAGGAGAUUUAUAUGCAUAAAGUGAACAGUGAAACUGUUUUCUUUGCCUAGACUUCAAAAUAAGUAUUUCUUGUGAGAUAUUGGUAUAACAUUAUUGGAGAUUUAUCUGUCAGACUCCAUUUCCACCCUUAAAAAACACAAACUGAGACAGAAUGAUUAAAUCCUCAUGCUGAAGUGCAAUUAUGCAGAACUGUAGAAACAUUUAAACAAUAUCCAACCUUUACAGAAUUAUCUAUCCUAUGGUAAGAAUUUAUGUAAAUUAAAAUCUGCUAUAUAGACAACGGUGUCCUAUGUAAAUAUAGAUCUGUGUGAUAGUUUUAACACUUACACACAAAUAGUACAUGCUGCCAUGUAGGAGUGGGUCACUGCUUAUAUUUUUGACAGUGUAGAUUUAAAUAGCUAUCAGAUAAAUAUGAAAUCUAAUAUAGAGAUUAUAUCUAAUAUUUAUUGCUUUGAUUCAGAAUAUUAUAGAAAUAUAGAAUACUACUGUGGACAGUUUGCUUUUCAGCAGUUGGUGUAGGCCAGCCCUUUCCUUCAGGGAAGGGAAAAGUUAUCUGGGCCAAAUUCUGCCACCUGCAUUGCUUUUAUUCUUGAUACACAGCAGUGCCCCCUGAUGUACUGCUGAAAGCAGAAUUUUCCUCACUCUUAUAUCAAGAUAAAAGUUGUUUAAAUUUUUGUCAAUCCCAGGUUUAUUUAUAAUUACUUUAAAUGAUUAAAUGUACCCGAUUUAGCUCAUGUAAGACACGAGCAGCCACCUGGAGAGGCCAGUUCCUCUAGUGGUCCCAGAGAGAGCCUGUGGUCUCAAGGCUGCUAUCUCAGCACUUUGGCUGGAUCCUAAAGCCAGGUAGGGUAAGUCCAAGCCACUGCCUGAAGAUCUCGUGGUGGUAUUUGGAUCCCAUCCACCAGACCAAUGUGCCUGUCUGUUGUGCUGUGUCACAUAAAGGCCCACAGGUAGCUGAGCCUACCAAAACCUGGCCAGUUCUUGGUCUGCCUUGAGUAGCAAACAAGCAGUAAACAUUGCUGCUGCUGAGGCAUUAUGAAACCACCAAAAGAACCAUUUUCUGUGACUUCUAAUUCAUCCAUUGCAUCCAGCAAUAUGGUAUCUAGGCUUCUUUUGUGGCUGGAGAUGGGCAUCCUUUCCCUGUUAAUGGGUCCUGGUGUGCUCUUUCAACCACACAAAACAUUGUUUGGGUUUUUUUUUAAAGAGGAGCUACAGAUUUUUCAUAGUGUGUCAAUAAGGUGUUGUCAAAAUAGUUACCUAAAAUCCUAAUGUCUUGAGGUCAGCUCCUUUCAGAUUUCUUUCUCAGCUGACUGGCUGUUAUUUUCCAUAAAGAUCAGGCCCUGUAAAAAGGAGUCUUUGCAUAAUUUUACCCAAGACACACUCAUAAAGCCCAGGAUUGGAUUGCUCUGUAUUUCUGAUGGAGUACAGACGAACCAAGUUUCCUGUUAAAUGAGCUGACUGUAGAAUAUCCAGUUCUUUACAUUUCCUAGUCAGUAGUAUCUCCAUCUUGCAGAGGAUAGCAGCCCUUGCAGCUACACAGCUCAGGAAUUCAAGUGGACCCGCAGGAGCUGGAUAAGGUCCUAAUCCACUUCAAUGAACUGUGGACAAAGUUGCCCACUGGCACAUCUCCAUAUGAACCAGUGGCAGGAAAUCAACAGAGCCUCUGUUUUACAGAGGGUUGCAGUGCUUGGGAAUGGUUGCAUUCAAGCAGACCUUGAUGACUGAGGUAAAUGCUACUUGGUUGACUUUUGUUCCUACUUUUUUUUCUGGUUUUAAAUUCAUGUUUCAGAUUAAUUUAGCAGACACCUUACUGCAAGCCACAGUGUUGUAAAGCAGAAUGGCUUCUAGAAGUUUAUUUCAUUUGAGAAAGAGAUAUAUGGUAUUUAAUAUACUAGAUACCAGCCUUAGGUCUAGUUUUUGUUAUUCUUGUCUUCCUCCCAAAACAACUGUCAUCAAUGGCCAAGCAUCCAAAGAGAAAACAGUGCCUUGAAGACCUCUUGCAAGAUUUUUACACUAUUACCUAGUAGACUUCUGUCUUUUUACUGUAAGAAUUAGUGUGGGCUUUCUCUUUACAGUCAAAGUACAAUUACAGACUGAAGAAAUCCUUUGUAAAAAGUUACAAUUAGUUUGCAUUAAGAUAUUUUAUUUUGAUUUGUCACAUGAAAAAUUGAGAUACCAUCACCAAAAUGUUAAAAUUAGGCAUACCUCAGCAUCCACAGAUUUUCCGAAGAGGUUUUGGGUCAUUCAACAUUUACAAGGGCUAGUUUUAUGUAUUUUGAAAAUAUUUUGUGUGACUAUUUCUUUCUGCAAUAAUGAGAUUUUCUUUUCUGUCUAACAGUUUAAUACCAUGCACUCUGCAACAAUGCUAGAGUCCUUGAAACAUUUGGUCCUCAAUUUCAAUAUCACACUAACUGAGAAGAAAGAAUAUUUUCAAAAUUUGCUGAACAUGUAUCCGAAAAUAAUUAUUAGUUGAAAUUAAGCUGCGUUGCCUUCAACUGCAGAGUUAGUAGCUUUCACAGAAUAUAUGUACUCUGUAAGUAAAAGACACACUCUUGCUGAUUUUUUUUCCUGUGCUUUUUCUGAAACCUUUUGUUAUGAUCCACAAUAAAAUUUGCACCUGAAAAUCAA
Corvus hawaiiensis (hawaiian crow) is the source of this 6052-nucleotide messenger RNA. RefSeq names its product parvin alpha (gene PARVA). The coding region runs from base 276 to 1289 and encodes 337 amino acids. The transcript has 13 exons. NCBI's taxonomy places the organism in Eukaryota, Metazoa, Chordata, Aves, Passeriformes, Corvidae. The record is from RefSeq and is a predicted model, not a curated record. Gene Ontology annotation, molecular function: actin binding. Gene Ontology annotation, biological process: actin cytoskeleton organization; substrate adhesion-dependent cell spreading; cilium assembly. Gene Ontology annotation, cellular component: cytoplasm; actin cytoskeleton; focal adhesion.